UUAACUUUAAAGCUUGCUUCGUUUCCAAUUUCAAAUCAAAACAGUCCAAUUAAACAGACACACCCCCAUGGCCGAUCUCCCGCCGGCGUCCGACCCGACCCGAAUAGCAGAAGUAAAAGCAUGGCUCGCCUCUCAAUUCGACGCAGUGGGUAAAGAUGUACCCGAGUUCGAAUAUACCCCUCGUGCCGUUGCUUAUUUACACAAUCUUGCCACUCUCUCUCAAUCCAAAACUCACGCUUCUUCAAUCGUUGCCAAUGAUUUUCGCAUCAAAGCUUCCGAGUAUCGAUCCCAAGCUGCGAGAAUUAGGGAGAUACUUGAGAAUGCUGGAUUAGCGCAAGAGAGUUUACAGGCGAAUGUUGUGUCAUCAGCUCAAGUGCUUGCUAAUGUUGCGAAUUUGUUGAAUAUUAGAGAUACCGAGUUGAGUAGUUUUCUUGUAGCAAUGGGGGAUAUAUCUUUAAGAAAGACUGGAGUUGAGGAGAAGAGGGCUAAAGUACAGAAAGAGUUUAAGGUUCUUCUUGAUUUUACGCGGAAGGCGAUUGCAAGGUUGACAUAUUUAAAAAGAACACUUGCACAGCUGGAAGAUGAUGUAGCUCCUUGUGAGGCUCAAAUGGAGAACUGGAACACUAACUUGCGUGUCAUUGCAUCGAAAGAGCAGCAGUACCUGCAACAGCAUGCCAACUACAAGGCGAUGCUCAAUCGAAGGGGUUACACCCCCGAUAUAAGUCACGGAGUGUUGGUUCAGAUGGCAGAGCAUAGGAAGGAGUUGGAGAAGACGACGAAGCCAAUCAUGGAUACACUGCGAAGCUACCAAGACUUGCCUCCUGAUAAAGCUUUGGCUGCAUUGGCAAUUGAGGAUAAAAAGAGGCAAUAUGCAGCUGCUGAGAAGUAUCUUGAAGAUGUAUUGCAGUCAGCACUUGCCACUUCAGAGUAAUGUGCUAGUGGUUGACACUGUAAGUUUUGUGGUUAAACCUCCUGUACAUACCACCUUCAAGCCAUUAUGGUUAAUUUAUUGGGCCAGCUGGCUGGUGGUAAUUGAUGCUUUUUAUGUAGUAUUGUUUGGUUUUUCUUUGUAUCAAAGUGAAGAAAAUAUAUGAAUGUUUGAAAAUAUUGAUCCAGUUCUGUGAAGCUUGUAGUUCUAGUUUCAAAGCCAAUGAAACUGUUAUGUUAAUUAUUGUUACAAACGUGCGAGUUUUACUUUUA
Messenger RNA from Daucus carota subsp. sativus, 1200 nucleotides. Its product is annotated as AUGMIN subunit 1. Gene Ontology annotation, biological process: spindle assembly. The transcript is spliced from 6 exons. The coding region runs from base 68 to 931 and encodes 287 amino acids. NCBI's taxonomy places the organism in Eukaryota, Viridiplantae, Streptophyta, Magnoliopsida, Apiales, Apiaceae. Gene Ontology annotation, cellular component: HAUS complex; cytosol. The record is from RefSeq and is a predicted model, not a curated record.